UCACCAGUUUGUCAGCUGUCAUACCUAAAAUAAAGGGAAACUAGAGUCAAGCGAACGACUUCCUAAAAUUACGAUUUAUUAUUAAUCAUGAGCAACUAUAUUGCUAGGAAGGGACCUUUGGUUUUCUCUAACUUGGGAAAAUGGGCCUACAAUCUGUCUGGAUUCAACCAAUACGGUCUGCACCGUGAUGAUUGUCUCUAUGAGAACGAAGAUGUUGCGGAAGCAAUCCGCCGCCUUCCACGCAAACUGUACGAUGAGCGCAACUAUCGCAUAAUUCGUGCUUUGCACUUGUCCAUGACCAAGACCGUUUUGCCUAAGGAGCAGUGGACAAAGUACGAGGAAGAUGUCAAGUACUUGGAGCCCUAUCUGAAGGAAGUGCAAAAGGAACGCGAGGAACGUGAGGAUUGGAACAAGAAUCACUAAAAUUCUUCUCAUUGUGCGGAUUUGUAAAUGUUGGAAAAUACAUAGAUUAGAUUCAAAUUAAAACUA
Drosophila mojavensis is the source of this 489-nucleotide messenger RNA. RefSeq names its product cytochrome b-c1 complex subunit 7 (gene UQCR-14). Lineage: Eukaryota; Metazoa; Arthropoda; Insecta; Diptera; Drosophilidae. Gene Ontology annotation, biological process: mitochondrial electron transport, ubiquinol to cytochrome c. The transcript is spliced from 3 exons. The coding region runs from base 88 to 423 and encodes 111 amino acids. The record is from RefSeq and is a predicted model, not a curated record.